Molecule: messenger RNA, 708 nt
Organism: Sitodiplosis mosellana (orange wheat blossom midge)
Lineage: Eukaryota; Metazoa; Arthropoda; Insecta; Diptera; Cecidomyiidae
Product: lipase member H-like
Exons: 4
Coding region: 76-708 (210 amino acids)
Biological process (GO): lipid metabolic process
Molecular function (GO): lipase activity
Source: RefSeq, a predicted model, not a curated record
UCGAUCACCAAAUCGAAUUUUAAUAAAAAUGUGCCCAUACGCUUCGUAAUUCACGGAUUUUGCGAAGAUGGAGAAAUGAAACAAACCCUGCUUGAGGCCUACUUAUUGAAAGCUAAACUCGACGUAAAUUUUAUUUUUGUAAACUGGGAAAAGUUUUCGCAAUCAAUUAAUUACGUUUCUGUUCGUAAUCGAGUAGAAUCGAUUGGUGUUUAUCUUGCUUCUAUGAUUGAUUUUAUGGUGAAAAAUCAUCUCGUUUCCAUCGAUGACAUCAACUUAGUCGGAUUUUCAUUGGGUGCUCAUAUUUCGGGAUUUGCUGGAAAGCAUGUGAAAUCUGGAAAAUUGCCAAAAAUAGUUGGCUUAGAUCCGGCCGGUCCACUGUUCUCCUUGACAAAACCUCAAGAGCGAUUAGAUCGUGAGGAUGCAAAAUAUGUCGAAGUCAUUCACACGAACGGGGCACUCUUAGGAUUCUACGAUCCAAUCGGAACGGUUGAUUUUUAUCCAAAUUAUGGAUUGGAGCAGCCCGGAUGCCCGUGGACUUCAACUGACAAAUGCUCACAUAAGCGUGCAUUCAAAUAUUUCGCUGAAAGUAUUUACUCACCUAUUCAAUUUUACGCAUAUCCAUGCGCUUCAAUAGAGGAUAUGAAUGGCGGAAGUUGCCAAGGCGCUGAAUUUCCAAUGGGCGGUGAGCCGGGCGAUUACAAGGCGUAA